UCAUGUUUUCUUGAUCUUGUGGCAGAAUCACGGCAGGAUCUCCUGUUUUAUGUGGAGAGAAGCAGUUUUGGCCUUCCAUAUACUCCCUCUCUCCGGUGUCGCGUCUCUGUUCCCGCCCUUUCGUCUCGUUAUUGCUUGUUAAUUAGUUCAUGUCCUGAACGCACCUGUUCCCUCUUGAUUUGUUCCCCUUUAAAUAAUCCUCAUGUUUCAUUGUCCUGUGCUCUGUGCUUGUGUUCAGUGUUCCUCUGUCCUUGUGUGCCUCCAAUGUUGCUGUUAUUGCCUGUUCCUGCUGUUGCUGUUUCGUCAUCUUAUGUGUUGUCAAAUUUAAGACAACAUGAUCCUGAAAAGAUCGACAGGAAGGAGUCAGUGAUCACCUGAAGUUACAUCACCCCCUACCAAGACCAACCAAUCCCAGAGGAGAGGAGGUAAAACAAUGUCAGACUCCACCCUGCAACCGCCACUUCCACCAAUCCCAUCUUUAAACUGUACUUCAGGCCAAUCAAAUUGCUCCCUCCCUGCCGACGAAUGCUACAGCUACUCUUUGUUCGUUGUCAUGGCGAUUGCCUACAGCGCUGUGGUACUGUUAGGCAUUGUGGGCAACUUGGCUCUCAUCCUUGUCAUCGCACGGCGAUGCGAACUACACAAUGUAACAAACGUCCUUAUCGCAAACCUCUCCGUUUCGGACCUGCUGAUGUCCCUGGUGUGUCUACCGUUCACCUUCAUUUACACCUUCAUGGACCACUGGGUGUUUGGGGCAGUCAUGUGUAAACUUAACAAUCUGGUCCAGUGCUGCUCCAUCUCAGUGUCCAUCUUUACUUUGGUUCUGAUCGCCAUUGAGAGACACCAGCUCAUUCUGCACCCUCGUGGAUGGAGACCCAGCCUGAACCACGCCUGCCUGGGCAUCGGCCUCACGUGGGGCCUGGCCAUGCUCACUGCCACGCCCUUUUUGAUGUUCACCAAGGCGACAGAUGAUCCAUUGAAGCAGCUGCCGCCAGUGUUUCAGGAGCAGUACAGGGGAAAGGUACUGUGUGUGGAGGAGUGGCCAUCUAGAGAAUUUCAACUCACAUACACCACAGCCAUGCUGGUUCUGCAGUACAUCACUCCUCUCACAUUCAUCUUCAUCUGUUACUUGAAGAUCUACAGUCGCCUGCAGCGGCGGAAUAACAUGAUGGACAGAAUGCGUGAAAACAAAUACCGCAGCAUCGAGAAUAAGCGGAUAAACAUCAUGCUAUUUUCCAUCGUCGUGGUAUUUGCUGUUUGCUGGCUCCCGUUGUAUGUCUUCAAUGCCAUUAUUGACUGGAACCAUGAAAUUGCUAUGAACUGCACGCACAAUCUGAUGUUCUCGCUGUGUCACUUGACCGCAAUGUGCUCGGUCUGCAUAAACCCGGUGUUCUACGGCUUCCUGAACCGCAACUUCCAGCGUGAUCUACGGGCCUUCCGAAUCUGCAAGAUGGGGUCAGCACAGGAGAACGAAUAUGACAUGGUUGCCAUGUCCACUAUACAUACGGAUGUGUCCAGGAUGUCACUGAAAAUGAGUAGCCUGGAGUUCUAGUAGGUUUAAAACUGACACAGUGGUUCUGGGAAAUGCGCUUGGGAAAUUUUUCAGAUUUAUUUCAUAAAGAGAAGUGUGCGUUUACAGUAAGAAUGAUUGUUUGUUUCUUGGCUGCAUUCCAAACAUAACAAUCGCUGUCACCAUUGUUCAAGUCCUUUUUUACGACGUGUGUUCACCAAGGUCAUGGACACAAGUUGAGUAAAUUAUGUGCAACCACCAAGAAAUGGCUAGUUUUUUAUUACAGUACUGUAUCAUAAAAUUGUACAUAGAAGGUCAGGAGAGAAUGCGGAGUACAUUUCUUGCAAACAUCCAACGUCAUACGUCAGUGAGGGAUGCUUGAGUUUUGAGCACAGCUGUAUUCACUGUUAGUUCAAUUUGAUGAUGAGUAAAAAGUAAAGAAAUGAAGGAGGUAAAUUCAAAGCCCAAAAGUUCACAAAUUCAAACAUGGAUUUAAAUACAAGCAUCAGAUGUGUUUUUCAGUAGGAGAGAAUCUAAGCCAGACCAUUUUCAUGUUCUGAAUUGGAUUUGUUUUUUUGUGUUGAGUUGUUGAAACCAAACUGAAUUGAUUUUUUUUACACUUGGAAAAAAUGGAAUGAAUGAAUGAGAUCUUGAAUUUGAGAAAAUUGAAGCUUGUUUUAUUUUGAAAGCAUUUAUUUUAGGAUUUCAUUUUUGUUGAGGUUUUGUGGUUUGUAACACAGUUCUGUGCUGCACCUGAGUUUACAGUUUCAUUUAUUUAGAAGACACUUUUAUAAAAAGCAAUUCACAAAUGAAUAUUGAAUUGCUGCAUAAAAACUACUCAGAGUAAGGCUGAGCUAUAUGAAAGUGAGGACAGAAGUUAUUUUCUUCGUAAUAUCACAGAAAUAUGCACAGGAGAUGCGCUUGGAUGUUUAUUUGAAAUAGCAAGGAAUCCUUCAUUUCAGGUGAAAGAUCACUCCACCAGUGAAGAACAGGGAAAGUUCAGAAAAGGGUUGUGAUCCACAGAGAACAAGAAGCUAGCUCAGGAGUCGUGGCAAGCUUAGAUAGGAAAGGUUUGAUGUUUUAUGACCCUGGGCGACUGUUUGAUGUGACACUGCUCUCCUUCAUAACACAAUUGAAGAUGUAUACAGACACAUCAGAAUGAGGACAAAUGAUCAUAAGGCAGCUUUUGUGCGUUUGAAUACAUGUCACCCACUCCAUAUUAGACACAGACAACAAGUAGAAUGUGUGAAUAGUUUUACUCAUGUCUGAAUUACUAAUGUAUAAAGAAUGUAAGUAACCAAAACAACGAAUGCAUUGGUGUUGCUAAUUUGACAUGCCCAUUAGUCUGAACUUGAAUAUAGUUUGUUAUAAAGACAGCUGUAAGGUACUAUUGCUUAUUGACAAACUAUCAAUGUAUUUUUUAUUUUUUCAUUCAUGGUUUUAACAAUGGUUUUGCUGAUGUAGUGUACUGCCUUUACGGUUUGUUUUAUGGUCACUGUGGUCACUGAAGUCUUAGACUGAAAUGAAACUGUAGUAGCACUUUAUUUUGUCUCAACACAAAAAUGGGAGGAUUCUGAUUUAAAUCAAUGGUGCAGCCAGAGAAUUGAGAAUGUUUUAUUGAGAACAAAUUGUUUGUUUGUUUAUUGAUUAACUUUUUACAAUAUUAUAAAGAUCUGACCUAUUCUUGUCAUGAUUCUGCCACAUCAUGUUAUGUUUCUCGUGGUCUAGUGGCAGGAUCAUGACAGAACCCCAUGUUUCAUGUGGAGAGGGGUAAUUUUGGCCCUUAUGGCCUGCCAUACACCCUCUCCGGUCUUGUCUCUGUUCCCGCCCUCUCAUCUCCUCGUUAUUGCUCGUUUAUUGUUUCAUGCCCUUCACCUGUUCCCUCUUGAUUUGUUCUCCUACUUAAUGCCCUUGUGUCCUCUGUCUUGUGCUGGAUCAUCUGUGUUGUUACACUGGUCUUGUGCCUUGUCCUGUAUUACCAUGUAAGUCUAGUUUAGUUAUUUUAGUCAUGUCUAGUGUGGUAAUUGUCUUGUCUUGUCUAGUUUAGUGUAGUUAGUUUAUGUUCCUGUGGUCCCUUCUGGUUCCUACCCUUGCUGUUUUGUUGUUUUACCCCCUUGUGGGUUUUUGUUUCAUGUUUUGUGUUUGUAUUAAAGCCUUCUGUUAACCCCUUACCCGCUGUCUGCACUUGGGUCCUCUGUCCUUGCACUCAACGUCCGUGACAUAUUCUACUGUGGAAUUUAACACAUUAUUAAAACCAAAAGAUUUUGAUACCAAAAUUUCUAAACAGUUUUACUUGGAUUAUUUCUAGAAAUAAUAUUAGAGCCAGAGCUAUGUUAGUUGUUAAAUGUUAGUUGUUUGAUCAUUUACUUCCGUAUCAGGAUUAACCAGUUGAGUUUGAUAAGAACAGUCAACAGUACCAUUUGUGAAAGAAAAUGGAAUUAUGAUUUUUACUUGUCCUCUCACCAUUCUGAAGAACUGAAGUCUUAAUUAAAAAAGGGUUAAUUGAUGUUACUCGGGGUGUCACCGUUUUAAAGAAUGUAAUGUUAUUUGAAAAUCAUGUGGUAACAGGUUUGUCCGAAAACAAUGGAUGUAAAUUAUUUAUUUUUA
Molecule: messenger RNA, 4117 nt
Organism: Triplophysa rosa
Lineage: Eukaryota; Metazoa; Chordata; Actinopteri; Cypriniformes; Nemacheilidae
Gene: npy1r
Product: neuropeptide Y receptor Y1
Exons: 3
Coding region: 434-1552 (372 amino acids)
Biological process (GO): G protein-coupled receptor signaling pathway
Cellular component (GO): plasma membrane; neuron projection
Molecular function (GO): neuropeptide binding; neuropeptide Y receptor activity
Source: RefSeq, a predicted model, not a curated record